GAAAGUAGCUGGGAAAGGAUGAGUUAGGGUGGCUCGCUCAUUUUUAAGUCUUCUUUCUUCCGAUUCUUCGACGAUCUUAACCCGUUUCUCCCCCCACCUGGGGGGCAUUCUGGGCACCCCCGCCAAAAAUGUGCUAUUUUGGAUUAUUGGCGGUCUUGCCAGCUUUGUUUUUCCUGGUGGGUUGCGGGAAAUGCAAACCUCUAGAGGACUGGGACCAAGUGGCUGCCAUGGGAAGGGCCAAUUCGGUUUUUGGAGACAGCAGAAACGAGGAAGAUGACCUGAGCUUUGACUUUAAAACUUUUCUGGAGAACAUGAAGGUGGAUUUUUUGCGGAGUCUGAACCUCUCGGGGGUCCCGACCCAAGACAGAACCAAAGUGGAGCCACCGCAGUUCAUGAUCGAUCUGUACAACAGAUACACCACCGAUAAAUCCACCACCCCUGCGUCCAACAUAGUGAGGAGCUUCAGUAUCGAAGAUGCGGUGUCUAUAACAUCUCUAGAAGGAUAUCCAUUUCAGAAACAUGUCUUGCUCUUUAACCUCUCUAUCCCACGGCACGAGCAGAUCACCAGAGCUGAGCUAAGGCUCUAUGUCUCCUGCCAGGAUGACGUUGAGUUCUAUCACGAACUGAAAGGCAACAUAUCGAUCUAUGACAUCCAAGAUGGAGGCGACUCCUGGGACGGCCCAGAAGGGACAAAAUCAUUCCUCAUGACCCAGCCCAUCCGGGAAAGCGGUUGGAAAAUGUUUGAGGUGUCCAGUGCGGUGAAACGCUGGGUGAGAACGGACCAAUCAAAGAACAAAAACCAACUGGAAGUGGUAGUGGAGAGCCAAACGGUGGGAGAUUUUCAGUGCGGAAAGCUAGAUGUCAGCGUCCCUCCGGAUUCCAAGAACCUUCCGUUUUUCGUAGUGUUCUCAGACGACCGUAGCAAUGGGACAAAGGAAACCAGAAUGGAACUCCGCGAGAUGAUAGGUCACGAGCAAGACAGCAUGCUCAGAAAGCUGUCCAGGAAUGGCCCGGUGAGGGAACGUGAGAGAGAGGAGGAAGAAAUGGAUGACAAAUUUGUCUUCGUCACCGGGCCCUCUUUGGGAAGGAGCAAACGAAGCACUGGCCCCAACAGCCACUGUCAGAGGACCUCCCUCCGGGUGAACUUCAAAGACAUCGGCUGGGACAGCUGGAUUAUUGCCCCCACGGAGUAUGACGCUUACGAAUGCAAAGGAGGCUGCUACUUCCCUCUGGCCGACGACGUGACGCCGACUAAACAUGCCAUCGUCCAGACUUUGGUGCAUCUAAAAAACCCCAUGAAAGCCGGAAAGGCCUGCUGUGUCCCUACCAAACUGAAUGCCAUUUCCAUCCUUUAUAAAGAUGAUGUUGGAGUCCCCACAUUAAAGUAUCAGUAUGAGGGAAUGAGUGUAGCGGAAUGUGGUUGCAGGUAGUACGAAUGCAUCUUGAAGGUCUAAAGGAGGGAGAAGUCGGGUUGGAUUGUGGCUUUGGGGGUGGUCAAAAUUAAGGCCCUUGUAUAAAUCUGUAUAUUAAUGGUAUGAAUGUAAAUAAGCAACCAAGGUGUGAAAAGAAAGAGGAAAACUUAGGAUGCUUCAUCUGGAAUUCUCAGUCUAUUGAAGGAAUGCACGUCAAAGAGCAAAUUGUUGAGAAAAGUGAUCAGGGAGAGAAUGGCAAGUGUUAAGUCAAAACCUAAGAGGGGAAUGAGAAGAAAGAGGAAAACACUGAACAAAAGCAACUCUGAAGAUAGAAGAAUAUUUUCAGAAUAAAUUAAAUGAAAGAACACAGGUUGAUUCGUUAUCUCUAACUUUCAAUUAGAAUAACGGAUUUCCUUGGGGGGGAGAAAUGGGAGCAAUUACCAGGUUUUUGUUGGGGUUUAUUUUUCUGGUAAAUAUUAGGUAUAUAUUUCCCAAAUUUCAUAAGCUUCUGGAUUUUUUAUUUUAGCUUUAAUUUUUUCUGACUCACAUGUUACAAUAUUGGCAGAGCAGGUACUUCUCUAGAAAUAUUACUCUUUUGUGACAUUUGCAAAUGAUGCAAAUGACUAAAUGAAUGCUCGAGGUUCAAACAUCGGAUGGCACACAGAGGACCAUUAAAGCAUUCAUGCUGAAAUUAGAGCUGUGGAACUCAGUGAGUAUUCAACAUUUAACUUAAUCUGAAUCUUGGUUUUGAGAUGAGGGUUCUCUAUUGGAGUGAGAAGAAAGAUGUGAUACCCACAAGAGAUAAGUUUUCAGCUACCAUUUACCCAGGGAAUCUCUGGACAGCUUAGAGAGUUUGGGGAGAAAGGAAAUAUCUCAGAAAAGUAAUUCUCUGUGAUGUGCUUAAAAGUGAUCCAAGUUUCCAGAUGUCACAUUCUAAAACACAUAUUGCUCCUACUGAUGACUAUAAAUACACACCAUUCAUCACACAGAUGUACUAAAUCAAGGUAAAUGCAUAGGACAGAAUUAGGAUGAACUUAUGAAUUUACAAGUCUCUUCUUACAGUGACUGUAUUGAGGGGGAAAAAAUUUAAGGAAAUACCCGAGGAGAUCUUCCACCCUACUUUAAAAAAAAAACAGGUGUUUGAAACCAGAUUGAACUGAAAAAUUCCUAAAGGUUCAUGUGCUUCUGGGGAUCUAUGCAUAUCUGAAUAGUAAAUUGGGGUUUUAGGGGUGGAAAGAGAUGAGGGGAUCUUUCAAAUGAUAAUGCCCCUAGUGUCCUCUCCUUCCUGCUUAGUGUCCAUCUAGGAAAGAGAUGUGGGAAUGUUGCUUCAUAACAUGACUCCUAUUUUAAGUCAUUUAAAAUUUUUCUGUUGCCAUAGAUGUUGGAUUAAAAUGAAACAGUGCUCAAAGUCUAAUACAUCAGUCGAUCACAAAUAACAACAGUUUUGCUAGCCAUAUCAUCAUAGUUUGAAAUAGAAUAUGAGUACUGUGGUUUAUUGGUCAGGAGGUGUCAGUUGGGUAUAAUAGAGAAUAGAGAUGUCAGUGGAGAAACUUAAAUUUUCUUGGGUCAUUUCAACAUCGUAGUCAGCUGUGCAUUCUGUUUGCUUUUCUUUUUCAGAGUUUCUUACCAGAACUCGUCGGGUUAGGAAUGCAUUAGAUUUUACUUCAUUUGCAACGAAAUUUCAGUAAAUUCAUGCAUGUCUUGCUUAUGAACACAGUUAUUUGCAAUGCCCUGUAUUUUUCCUUCUUUUUUAUGGUAUUUGUUAAGUGCUUACUAUGUGCAAGUUACUGUUCUAAGC
Messenger RNA from Ornithorhynchus anatinus (platypus), 3210 nucleotides. It is a transcript of the gene GDF2, whose product is annotated as growth differentiation factor 2. Gene Ontology annotation, cellular component: extracellular region. The transcript is spliced from 2 exons. Gene Ontology annotation, biological process: BMP signaling pathway; SMAD protein signal transduction. Gene Ontology annotation, molecular function: growth factor activity; cytokine activity. The record is from RefSeq and is a predicted model, not a curated record. Bases 129 to 1430 code for a protein of 433 amino acids. NCBI's taxonomy places the organism in Eukaryota, Metazoa, Chordata, Mammalia, Monotremata, Ornithorhynchidae.